Cutaneotrichosporon oleaginosum is the source of this 794-nucleotide messenger RNA. RefSeq lists its product as uncharacterized. Lineage: Eukaryota; Fungi; Basidiomycota; Tremellomycetes; Trichosporonales; Trichosporonaceae. The record is from RefSeq and is a predicted model, not a curated record.
UAGCGAUCUUCUCUAUUCGGCGUGCCCACUUCCCCCCCCUUCCUGAAAUGAGCCCAUCUGACAGACAGGCGGUUACGCGUCAUCAUACAGCAGGGAAAACACGGUGGGUAGAACAGGGGACGUGUUUCUGUCGAUCCAACAAGCCCAGCCAAACACCGGUUUCUAGCAAUGGCCCAUCUCCCACUCCAACACCGACACACCGCUUGCCAGAACUACACGAGCCAUGUGCAUCGAGCGUCACCUGCUGUGCUCUGACGAUCCGACGGCCAUCACCGGGCGACCGCGGCGUCAGCUGCACGCUGCGCGCUUGGCAGCAUGUUCCAUCCGGCCCAGGAACCCUGUUCGCGGGGAAGCGCGCGCGGUGCCGUAAUCCAUCCGGCCCUGGGGCGCCGCGCUCGCCCAGCCAGCAGCCAGUGACCGGUGGCCGUGGUGGCACGUAUGAUGGGCCAACAAACACUCGGCGGCGUUCGAUUGCGGGCGUGGGUGAGCCAUCAGUCAGCUGUCAGCCAACGGAGCCAUGAGCUACUCACGAGAUCUGGGAUGACGCCUGGCCACGCGCCCCCGCCCGCGCCCCCGCCCUCGCCCUCGCCCUCUAGCGCAUCGCCAAAUCGGUUCUCGAUCUGUCUGCGGACGGAGGUACAGAGGUACGGAGGACACGGGCAGUGCUGUGCGCCACGGAAUGUUUAACCGGCCAGCAAUGGUGCCAUGGAAUGUGGCGGCCCGCCUAUGCCGCCUCGUAGCAGUCGACUGCGCGCUUGGCAGUGGAGCGUGCGGAAUGUGAUCAGAGAUCAGAG